Messenger RNA from Arctia plantaginis, 753 nucleotides. The record is from the annotation of a GenBank genome assembly. Lineage: Eukaryota; Metazoa; Arthropoda; Insecta; Lepidoptera; Erebidae.
AUGGAAGAAGCAGCUAUACCAGACUUAAAGUCCUAUAGAAGCUUAUCGGAUUUUUUCACAAGAAAAUUAAAGGAUGGGGUGAGAUAUAUAUCCCCAGCUCCAUGUGUGUCUCCGUGUGAUGGUGUAGUUUUAACAUGUGGCACAGCAAACACAGAAAAAAUAGAACAAGUCAAAGGUGUUACAUACAGCUUAGAAGAAUUCUUAGGCGAAAACAAAUGGUCAAAAUUAAAAAGUGAUAGAUACUAUGAUUCUCUAUUGACCAAUAAGGAGAAUGUACUGCAUCAGUGCAUCAUUUAUUUGGCUCCGGGCGAUUACCACAGGUUCCAUUCUCCGUGUGAUUGGACUGCAACGUUUCGCAGACAUUUCUCUGGCAAAUUGUUGUCGGUGAAUCCAUGGCUGGCGAGACUGAUACCAGGUCUUUUUACGAUUAAUGAAAGAGCUGUAUAUAUCGGUGAGUGGAAACACGGAUUCUUCAGUAUGACUGCUGUCGGUGCAACGAAUGUCGGUUCAAUUGAAAUAUAUAAUGAUCCUGAUUUACAAACAAAUACAAAAGGUAAACGUAAUAGAAUUAAUGAAUUAGAACUUGGACAAGUUCCGUUAAAGAAAGGUGAGCUUUUUGGACAAUUUAAUAUGGGAAGUACAAUUAUUUUGUUAUUCGAAGCUCCCAAAGAUUUCACGUUUGAUAUAAAGUCUGGGGAAAAAGUAUAUGUGGGCCAAACUUUAUCUGUGGCAGCUAAAUCACAGACAAGAUGA